Messenger RNA from Megalobrama amblycephala (Wuchang bream), 4419 nucleotides. RefSeq names its product interferon regulatory factor 4a (gene irf4a). The record is from RefSeq and is a predicted model, not a curated record. Lineage: Eukaryota; Metazoa; Chordata; Actinopteri; Cypriniformes; Xenocyprididae. The transcript has 9 exons. Gene Ontology annotation, cellular component: nucleus. Gene Ontology annotation, biological process: regulation of transcription by RNA polymerase II; immune system process. Gene Ontology annotation, molecular function: RNA polymerase II cis-regulatory region sequence-specific DNA binding; DNA-binding transcription factor activity, RNA polymerase II-specific; protein binding. The coding region runs from base 1597 to 3051 and encodes 484 amino acids.
UUAAUAUCACCAUACGGGUAUUUUGUAGUGGUAGGGUAACAUGGGGAAAGAUGACCCCCCUCAUGUCCCCACACACACACCCCUAUUUUAUGCUGCUGACCAUAUAUAACACAAAAUCUCACACUUUUGAUGAAUGGCUAUGCUAUUUUUAAUUUUGUCAUUUCAUCUGAAUAUCAACAUUUGUGAGAUUUACUCAGUCGAAACAGUUUCUGCGUUAAUUGAUCUAAUUUUGUGUCUGGAAAAUUGUGUGUUUGUCAAUGAGGGAUUUGUAGACACAUCAAUGUUUUUGGAUUUGUAGAGAAAAAGUUUGAAUUAAGAUGGCAUUGUGUUACUAGUGUAAUUAUUUUUAAAUGUAAUAAUCAUUGUAAUUAAUGGGGUUAUCAUUUAAUAUUUCCAUGAAUUAGAUGUACUUCAGACAUCUUCGCUUUCAUUAAAACCUAUAGGUUGAGUGAAAUCAUUCAAUUUGAUUUCAUAAUGUUGCUAUUAUCAUAUAUCUUUAAUUAAAAUAUGGGCAAUUAAAUAUGUUAAUAUUCAUAUGCCUGUACACAAGUUCUAGAAUAAUUUUACCUUUCAGAUGAAUCUCUUUUACUGGGAUUCUGCUUUGUCUGUCAUUGGUUAUUCAAUUAUUCAAACUGUCGACAUAAAAAUUUAAAAUAUAAAACUUUAAAAUAUAUAUUAAUAUUAAUAAAAAUUACAUCAAAAGUAACAUUCAUGCUGUAAGAGUUUGUCCAAGGGGAAGCUUACUAGGCCUACUCUUAAUAUUUUACAUUUUGUGAUAUAACAACUAAAUUAGAAAAUGUUUCUGUUUAUUUCCUGUAAUAACACAUUGGCAUGCUAAACUUGUAUCUAAAUAUGUUACAGUUUAAAAGUAAAUCUACAUUGUUCUAAAGGGGGUCAUCUUCCUCCAUGUUACCCUAAUGUUCUAAUGAUGAUAAGGUAGACGGCAACUCAGCUGUUAUAUCGCGGGCAGACUGCAGAUGGCAGCAUAUUCAACACUUGGAACACGUUGAUCGCAGAUUUGAAAUGACUUGAUAUGAAAUGCUUGAUGAGUUUCAUAUUUAAUAUAUGAUUUACUUAAAUAUUUUUGGGGCUUAAACUGACCCCGAACAUCGUACGCCUCUGUGACAUUUCAAAACACUCACAAAAAGACACAAUUACUAUUGACAUAAGCAUCUUUUAAUGGGACACUCACACACUCUCAGAUUAGUCUUGUUCCGUGACUGCGACGGCUGUGAAUUUCCUCAAAGCAAACCUACAUAAACAAACAUCAAACACCAGGAUAACUGAUGACGAGUGCUGGGAGAUUUUCUGGCAUAUUUUAUCGACAGAUAUUUGUUCCAUCGUGUGUGUAUGUGUGUGUCUCAGAGGGAUUUCCCGUAUGUUGGAUGUUUAUUCUUGCGGUUCUGUCGUGUUUCUCUGAAGUCUUCGGCUCUUAAUGCUGCUGGAGAAAGACUUCCACGUAACGCUCCACCCAUCUCUCCACCUAGCGCACUUUACAUUAUUUAAGAAUAGAAACACCUUCCUCUGACAUGACUUGAGAAGUAUCGGUUUGUAAGUGAAGUCAAGCUGUCUGCAUUCACUAAGGAAUAUCCAUGCAUGAACUCAUUUGAAACACUCUUCUGCUCACUGCAUGUGCACCUGCUCUCGCAUGCCUCCCUGACAGACAUGAACUUAGAUGGGGACUGCAGCAUGUCAGUCAGUUGUGGGAAUGGCAAACUUAGACAGUGGCUCAUCGAUCAGAUUGACAGCGGGGAGUAUCCCGGCUUGGUUUGGGAAAAUGACGAGAAAACCAUUUUCAGGAUUCCUUGGAAACACGCGGGGAAACAGGACUACAACCGCGAUGAGGACGCGGCGCUCUUCAAGGCUUGGGCCCUGUUUAAAGGCAAAUACAGGGAAGGCUUGGACAAACCAGACCCUCCAACGUGGAAGACAAGACUCCGCUGUGCCCUGAACAAAAGUAAUGACUUUGAUGAACUGGUGGAGCGAAGCCAGUUGGACAUAUCGGAUCCUUACAAGGUCUACAGGAUAAUACCAGAAGGAGCAAAGAGAGGCUCUAAGGCCAGUAGUAUGGAGGACAACACGACGCACGUGACUCCUAUUAGUUAUCCCAUGCAUUCUCCUUAUCCACCUCUACAGCCUCAGAUGCCGGGAUACAUGCACCCCCAGGAGAGACGUGAUUGGAGAGAAUAUAGUGCAGACCAGCCUCAUGCCCAAACGCCUCACGCGGAGUUACCGUACGGCCAGUGUCCGUAUCCACCAACACGCUCUUUACCCUGGCAUGCAUCGCCCUGUGACAACGGAUACCAGAUAUCUGGCUCCUUCUACACCUACUCACCUACAGAAACCCAUCCAGUGGCAAUGGACCCCAAUAUGAGAUCCGCUGAAGCCAUGGCCAUUUCAGACUGUCGUCUGCACGUCUCCCUGUACUACCGUGAGUCACUUGUUAAGGAAGUCACCACCAACAGCCCUGAAGGCUGUCGAAUCUCCUCCUCUCCGUCCCCAGGAUCCCCUUCAUCCCCUUCUUCUCCUUGCCCAGAGGAAAGGCUCUAUGGUGGGGCAGAGCCUGUGCUCUUUCCCUUCCCAUACCCCCAGUCCCAGCGGCGUGGGGCCGAGAAGCUGCCCAACAUCUUGGAGCGUGGCGUUCUGCUGUGGUUGGCACCGGAUGGGCUGUACGCCAAGCGGCUGUGCCAAGGCAGAGUAUAUUGGGAAGGUCCACUGGCACCAUAUGCAGACAAGCCAAACAAGCUGGAGAAAGAGCAGACCUGCAAGCUGAUGGAUACACAGCAGUUCCUCUCAGAAUUGCAGGGUUUCAUUCACCACGGCCGCCCCAUGCCACGUUCUCAGGUGGUGCUGUGCUUUGGAGACGAGUUCCCGGACCCUCAGCGGCAGAGCAAAAUGAUCACAGCUCAGGUGGAGCCCAUGUUUGCCAGACAGCUCCUGUAUUUUGCAGGCCAGACCAAUGGUCACUACUUGCGUGGAUAUGAGCUUCAGAGUCAAGGUGCUUUACCUGUAGAAGAGUAUCAGAGAAGCAUCCAACACUUGCAAGAGUAACCGUCACAUAAAACAGCUCAUGUCUCCAGAGCCAGCAAAGAAACCAAAUGGAGGAUCAUUAACAUGGUAAUGAAGACUUGAAAUCAUAUUGCGUUUGCCUAACCAAGUGCCCGCUUUCACAUCCCCAAAGCUACAAUGCGCAUCUAAACAUGUUUUGAAAGAAAAUCCAGCUCUUCGGACACAAUGAUCAUACAGCAAUUUUCUAUGAAACUGUUCAUGAUGAUCAAAGUUUCUGGUGAAUUAUGUCUCAAUAUACUGUGAGGUUGAGAAGUCUGAGAACACAUGGAAUAUCUGAGAUUCUUUUCUCAGCUUUAGGAUUUUGAAAAAUGUAAAACAAAGUCAGGUUAUGACAUCAUAUAUGGUAGAUAAUAGCACAUAUAUGUCAUGGAUCAUGUGAUUCUUUAUACAGACGGUCAGAUUUUAUGUUCAUAAGAUGAUCAUCAGGUUUUGUUCAUGUCAGCUGUCAUGAAAGCAAACAAACAAAUGCUAAGACAAGUUCAACUUUUCACUCAAAUCGUCAUGAUAUCAUAUCAUUUGUAAUGAAAUGUUGUAUUAAAUUAGAAAAAAAUGCAAAGAUGAAGCUAGUUUUAGUGGACCCGCUGGACUUCUAAAUAUUGCAUAUGGACAUUUCUGAAAGAAGCUAACAACUAAAAUUAAAAGUAACAACUACAAAUGUAACUAUUUUUUCACAAAAUAUAAUAAUAAUUGUUUGUUAGUGGACCAAAUAUUUUUUAGUAAAUUGCUGUAUAUUUGCAUAGAUUUUCUUUUACCAGUCUGUAUUCCUCUGCCUUUCUAACACAAUUCUUUAUUUUUCUCAUUGUUUUUAACUCGGCGACAUGUGAGUAUUUAUAUUGCAUGUGUGUAGGUGUCUAUAUGCAAAGCCGAAUGUACUGUAUAGGUGUAUAGAUAUCUUGAAUGUAAUCAAAGUAAUUAUUUCUCUGAAUGGCAUCUGACAAGAAGUUAUAUAAUGCAAAAUACUAAGAAACAGUUUGUGGCUGUGUGUGUGCUUGUGUGUGUGUGUGUGUGUGUGUGUGUGCGUGUCUGUGUGUAUGAUUGUUAUCUGCCUAUGAGUAAAGAUCUAAGUUGCAAAUGUUAUCAUAAAAUCUGCAUCUCCCCAGUGUGUUUGUGUGUGUGUGUGUGUGUGUGUGUGUGUGUAUGUGUGUGUCUCGCACGAGAGCAGGUAACUGCCCACAAAACUGUGAUGAUGUCAGAUGUGUGAAUGAAACUGGCAUGAAGAGAAAGAUCUUUUAAAUUUUCUUGUUUCCAGCUGUUUUCAUUGUCUCUUUGUUGUUGUUUUGUCUAUUUUUUUUUUUUUUCAAAUCUGGAUGGUUUUUUUUUUUUAAGUCAAAUAAAAAUAUUUUCCUAUUA